Molecule: messenger RNA, 501 nt
Organism: Nelumbo nucifera (sacred lotus)
Lineage: Eukaryota; Viridiplantae; Streptophyta; Magnoliopsida; Proteales; Nelumbonaceae
Source: RefSeq, a predicted model, not a curated record
AUGGAAGGCCAUAGAAGAGGAAGUUGGAAAGCUACUCGACGUCGGCUUCAUCCAAGAGACCUCAACCAAGCCUGCCCCAAGGACAGUUUUCCUUUGCCAAGGAUAUACCACCUCAUUGACGCCAUUGCAGGGUUCGAAUUACUCAACUUCAUGGAUACUUUCUUUGGAUAUAACCAAAUAAGGAUGCACCCGGACGAUGAGGAGAAGACUUCAUUCAUCACCGAGCAUGACACAUAUUGCUACCGAGUGAUGCCCUUUGACCUCAAAAAUUCCGGGGCCACCUACCGACACCUUGUUAACAAGGUGUUCAAAGAUCAAAUGGGGAGGAACGUCAAAGCCUAUGUGGAUGACAUGGUAGUAAAAAGCCUAAAAGUUGAGGCUCAUAUCUCGGACUUAGCCGAGACCUUUGACACUUUGCGAAACUACAACAUGAAGCUUAAUCCCAACAAGUGUGCCUUUGGUGUCACAUCAGAAAAAUUUUUGGUCUUCGUUGUCACUUAG